AUGCGAUACGAGCCCCUCGUCAAGUCGAAGAACGAAAUUCGCGUUCUGAGGUUUCUGGGUCCUUUCCGUUCUAUUUCGGCUGAGGAAUCUAUUGAAUGCACGAUCGAGCAUGUUCCGCUGGAAGAAGGUCCUUUUGACUCCCAAUCGGAUCAAAGCUACACGCCAACCCAAAAGUACCCAAUAAUGCGGGACAAAUUUACGAAAUGCGUGGAUCUACGAGAUGCGGCUAUAGAGGAAUUGACAGUCGAGAAGGCCAUAUAUACGGGCCCCAAUCAGGCUUACAGUCAACCCAGCAAAUCUCGUUUUGUCUGGGGAGAUUUCGAAGCUUUGUCAUACACCUGGGGUGAACGAGGUGAUGUAAAGAGCAUCGUCGUGAACGGAAUGCACAAAGACGUUCCGAAGAAUCUCGAGGUAGCGUUGAGAGCUUUGCGAGAUCUGCGUGAGACGCGUCUGGGUAUGCGUCAUUGGGUAGAUUCAUUGUGCAUUAACCAGGAAGAUGAAGAAGAGCGCAGCGAACAAGUCAAGCGUAUGAAAGCAAUCUACGGUCGAGCCAGGGCGGUUAUAGUCUGGUUAGGCCAGGAAGAAAAAACCGACAAGGUUGCAGUUCAGACGAUGCAACACCUUUGUUUGGAUCCGUAUUUGAAGAAUCCACUUAUGCUGCCAAAGGAUUUGCUGACUGAUGGAUGGUCCGCUCUUUUCGCCUUUGCACAAAAGCCUUAUUGGAAUCGAGCGUGGAUCAUCCAGGAGCUCGCUAUGAACCACAAUUCGACGUUGAUAUUGUGCGGAGAAUUUCGAUUGACGAGAAGAAUGAUACGCCUAGGUGCUGACUACUUUCAAAAGUCGCUAAAAGCCUUCCAAGACCGAUCCUAUCAAUCUGGCAAUGUCUUGGGCCUAGAUGUAUGGUCCAUUGUCAGUCGCAUAUACCGCCUAGCAAAUCUUGUUUACAACCCGGAUCUCAAAGAAAGCCUGACUGCGUUGCUGAACCUUGUCCGCGGGGCCAAGGCAACCGAUGCAAGAGACAAGGUUUAUGGUAUACUUGGGUUGUUGGAUCCUGCCAUCUCCGCAGAUCUCGCUCCAGAUUACUCGCUCUCCGACCAGGAGGUCUAUAAAAACUUUAUGAAAUCUGUUAUCAAAAGAUCGGGACGGUUGGAUGAAAUUGCAUAUGUAGGUACCCACAUAGAGAAGGCAUGGCCGUCGUGGGUCCCCGACUGGAGAUUACCAUUCGGUCGCCACCACAUCCAGUAUCUGAGAUCCCGUUCGGCGAGUGGGAAUGAAGCCAUGAAAGUUCGAUUCGUUGAGCAAGGCAAAAACAGUACACUUCUUGUUUGCAGUGGAUUGCAAGUGGACAUAGUCGAUGGUACUGCAGCCGAACCUCCCCUACAUCGUUCUACUCAAUCACGCUACACCUUGAAUAGAUAUGGCAGUCGCAAAUCCGAAGCACUCCAGCAGACCUUGCUUAUGGGCCACUCUAAAGCUACUCCAGGCACAAUUAUGGGCUAUCCUAAAGCGACUACAGGCGUACUCAAGCCUGGUGUGAUUCGAGAUGUACUUCUCAAAGUACCUUGGCCAUUAGAAUAUAGUUCAUCGCCACGACGGCCAAAGAUCUGUCAGUCAAACUACUUUCAAAGGUUUGAUAAGUUCAGAAAACACAAUCGAGGCUUCCGUAUCGGAGGCCAGAGUUUCGAAAGCUUCUUCCCAACGGCUCAUAACAAAGAUUUAGAAGUAGAGCUUACGCUACGUCAUUCGCGCUUGGCUAUGCUGUCUUUGGAACAAAGAGCUCUCAUAACAACGGAAACUGGUUAUUUGGGACUGGCCCCUACAGCUGUUCGCCAAGGAGAUGUCGUUGCUAUCUUAUUUGGCUGUAGGUUUCCUAUGGUCUUGAGGCCCUACCUUGAUGACAUGUAUCAAGUCAUCGGAGAAUGCUACAUCCACGAACUCAUGGAUGGGGAAAUUUUGAGUCAGGAGCGUGACGGCCAUGUUUCAGCGCGGGAAUUUGUCCUGUGUUAG
Messenger RNA from Alternaria arborescens, 2007 nucleotides. RefSeq lists its product as hypothetical. Lineage: Eukaryota; Fungi; Ascomycota; Dothideomycetes; Pleosporales; Pleosporaceae. The record is from RefSeq and is a predicted model, not a curated record. The transcript has a single exon. The coding region runs from base 1 to 2007 and encodes 668 amino acids.